GGAGGCGGCCCAGGGGGGUGGAGGGCGGGGCCGCCGGAGCCCCUCUUCUGUCAGACAACCAUUUUAGGAGUACUGGUCUGGUAAUACCUUUCCCUACCAUUUAGUGAUAACUUUCAGUGGUCCAGAUGAGUGAGUCAGCAUUUCAAGAGGAAGACACAUCUGCUCAGGAAAAUGGGAAUGAAAGCAAAGAAUGGCAAUCAGAAGUAACUGAAGAGGAAGAGCCUAUUGAGGAUUCACAAAGUGUACCAGACAGUUCUGUGCUGGAUAUUGGGAGCAAAGUGGCAGAAAAUGCAGCUGAUGAAAUCCAGUCCCCAGAAUCAAACAUUGAGGGGGAACUAAAAAACCAAAGUGACUCAGUAGAGGACUCUAACACUGGCAUCUCAAAGAAUAUUGUGAUUAGAAAACCUGCAAAAGUGAUUUUCAAUUUAGAUGAAACUGUACUGACACCAACCCUAGAACCACCAUGGAAGAAAAAUCUUCUUGAAAGAAUAGAGGCAAGAGCCCAGGCAAUGCAGCAGAAAAUAAUAGAUAAGGAUAAUAUGAAGAAGGAAUUAAAAAACAAGGCUGAAAAAAAGCUACCUAGGGAUGAUUUGGCCAGAGAAUGGUUUAAUACUGAUAACAUGACCCUGAAUACUCGUGCAUAUUUGCUUGACAAACUUCUACCCACUUUAAUUCCUGGAGUGGAAAAAAUGUUAAUGCAAGUAGAAAAGAAGACUCUUUUGGAGAAAGCCGACAUUCCAACAAAGUUUGAUCCAAUUAAUUAUUUGGGGGAAUACUUAAUGAGAAACAAUCCUUAUUAUAUCAAAGACUCAGGAAUGUCUGGAUAUCAGAGGGUGAUGAAAGAUGUCACAGAACACCUGAAGAUACAUGUUCCCAACACUAUCAGCAACAGAGUGUCCAAGAUGAAGGAAAACAUCAAACAGAAACGAGCACAGAAACAAAGCAUCCAGGAAGUCAAAGUCAAGGUGACUAACACACGGAAGGAGGCCCUGCAGGAACAAUUCGAUGAAUGGAUUCUAGACCCCAAAGGAAUGAUUCCUAUGCUUGUGAUUCAAAAUGCUCUUCAUGAUUUUUUUCAAAGUCCUGAUUUCCAACUUGAACAACAUUGCAAACAAUUGAAUAUUACUGACUCAAUGGAACCAAGACUGAACAAAAUGGAAUUUGCUGAAUAUAUCUCUUUGCAUAUUGAAGACUUUAAAAAUGAAAUGUUUGAGGCACUACUUAAGCACCUUUGCCACUGUGCAGAUGAAUUCAGGGAUGUCAUAAAAACUGACAUGCAGAGGCAGAUGUUUGCUGAGCUCUUCCUAUACUGUGACGGUGGGAAGCUAGGGUUUUUGGAUCGGCAGAGAACAUUGGACUUACUAGAAACAUUCUAUGAUCAAAGUCCAAGAAUGCUUAGAAAUUUACUCCGAAACCCAAGACAAUGGCCAUUCGUUGAAUUUGAAGAGAUAGAUUUGCCUGAGCUCUGGGGAGACAUGGAUAAUCAGAAACACAUUUAUGAAGACUUUGACAAAGCACUCUUAGAGAUGAAUACAUUACUUGCUAAAAAUUAUGUUAGCAAAACCCAAAGUAAAUUGUUAGAAAAUCCAGAUCAACAUGAAUAUGGGAAAUCAACACUACCACAACACCUAUCAGAACAGCAUAGAGUGAUAAUUGGAGAACAAGAACCAAACAUACUUUCAACUCAAGAACUAAAACAAGGCAGAAAGUCAACUGACAAACAAGAAUGGUACAGAAAAUCACUAACAGAACAAGAAUCCCACAUAGGAUCAACUCAAGAGCAAGGAUCAAAUGGAGAGUCAACUAUAGAACAAGGACCACCACAAAGAGAGUCAACUUCAAGACAAGGAAUCCAGAUUGAAUCAACUGCAGAUCAAGAACUUUACAAAGAAUCAAAAACAGCACAAAGGCAACGUAAAAUAUCAACAGGACAAGGACCACAGAGAGGGUCAAUUGCACAAGAAGGAACAAGCAGAGUGUCAGUAACAGAACAAAGACCACAAAGAGGGUCAAUUGUAGAACAAGAAGGACGCAGAGACUCAGUAACAAAACAAAGACCACAGAGAGGUUCAGUUUUAGAACAAGAAACAGGCAGAGAGUCAGUAUUAGAACAAGAACCACACAGAGAGUCAAUUGCAGAACAAAUAUCAGUUCCAGAAGAACAACAGGCCAUAGACUCAUCUGCACAAUCAGGAGUAGAUAGUAUCUUAAGAGAAAAUAAAAAAAGGGAGGCUACUCCCUUUGAGUACAUCGAAAUCCCUCCACAGGAAGAGGGAACUCAGGAGCAAACUCAUGAAAAGGAACUAUUUGUGAAUUCUGAACUGCAAGAGGAAGUUCCAGUAUCUAGUGGAAAAUAUUAUCUUUCAGAAACUGCCAAAAAGGAAGCCCAGGAAGACAAAUCCUGUGAACCCAAGUCCCAAAAAAUAGAAGGAAAAUCAUGGCCAGGUGAACUUUUGACUUGUGACUGGAGAAUGAAGUAUGCCGGAUGUGAAGAUGAGGCUCAGGCAAAUUCAAUCUAUAAUAAUGCCAGGUUCUCAGACCUACACUCAAUUAUCAGAAAUAUUCAGUCUUACAAAGAAGCAAAAGGUAGGAGUGCCUUCAAUGGAGUCUCCUUCAAUCUACUUCAAUUUGUGCAACUCCUGGAGACAUUUGUUGGUGAAGAUACCCCCUUGAGUGUCAGUGAGACUCUCGUAUCCUUUUUUAAGAGGUGCUAUGUUGAAACAAAAGAAGAGAAAAUGAGUCACUUAGAACAGGCUAGACAAAAGACUUCCCAAAUCCGACGGGAACUUCUCCUACAAUCCCUCUUUCAGAAGUGGGACAGUGAUAGCUCAGGCUUUCUGGAUCUGAAGGAAGUUGAUGAACUCUUAUAUACAUACAAGGAGGGAAUGGAGAAAGAAUCUAUGAGAAAAGCUAAACUACAUAUCCAUUUUCCAAAACCACUCCCUGGUCAAGAAGUAAGGCUAUCUGCAAGGCAGUUUCAGAAAUACAUAGAAUUGGUUGUAUCUGAACUUAGGGGCAAUGAAGAUCUUGUUCUGGAAAACAUUGUAGAGUUUCUUAUGUAUAGUUUAGAAAGGACACAUAUUGAGAAUCUCAGAAACUCUGCCAGACGAAAGUGGUUGCAUCAAAUCCAACGUGCUGCUCAGACAAGUGGGGUAUCCCUGGAACCAGUGUACAAUGAGACCUUUAAGGCGCUCACCCAGGAUGCGGAAGCCCAUGGAAAUAAGAAGAUCAGUGCUCACAUUUCCCUCCUGGAAGAAAACCAACUAUUGCCUGAUAGAGGAAAUGUUCUAUUGAGGAAUGUAGCUUGUACUUUAGAUGAUGCUCCAUUUGUACUGAACAAAGUGCUCUACAGGGACAUGGAGGGAAUCAGCUUUACAGUAGUGGAUGAAGGGAAACCAAUACAUGUCCCCCAAGUUCAAUACCAUGGGAACGUCUUUUUCUGGAACCAUACCCGCAAGAAGAGUGAUUGUAAUGGAUCAUUACUGGCUCUACCUCUUCAGGAUGCACAUAUGAGGAUCUUUGGGGUCUUGGCUGUGGACACCCUUAGAGAUCCCAAGAAAAUAAAUAUCUUCCUACCUCAUGAGAUUAGAUUCUAUCAGGGUGUUGCCAAUGUCUUUAGCACUGCCUAUCACUAUGUCCAUAGUCGGGAGCACAUCCUACAUGUGGUGAUCACUGGCAUUGGCUGGCUCUAUAACAUCACAUUUGGUAUCAGUGGCAUUACUACAUACCUCGUUGAGCCUGAUCCAGAACAGGACUCAGACUAUGUCCUACGCAAAAUGAUGGUUACAGGGCACCAGGGUCUAACAGAAAUUCACAAGACUCCCCCUACCAUCUUCAGGAAGACAUGCAUCUUCAGAGAUUUCCUUUUUAAGUGCACAGACAAUUCACAAGUUGUUUUGUCCUCUGUCCACGGAGAAACCCACAUGGUAAUUCCACUUCGUGAGAGAACAGGAGAGGCCCUGGGAGUUCUUGAUUUUAACUUUGGCAAGUGUAAGAUGUUGUCAUAUCAAGAAUUUAAAGAUCUACAGAAAAUGAUGAAGACCACUCAAGCUGCAUGCUAUGAAAUACUGGGCGAAUUAUCUGGAGAAAUAAAGAAAAACUAUAUUUUAGAGAUUGAACAUGUAGGAGAAGUCCAGCGGGCAGGAGUUCUCUUCUUCCGAAUCAUGUUGCAAGAGCUGAAGUUAAACCUCAAACAGCUUAACUACAUGGACUUUGUAUCAUUAGUGAUCUAUGAAUAUAAUUCUCCAGCAAAGCUAAAAAUUGAGCCCCAGGAGUUAGAAGCCCAUGUAAAACUAUUACAAGACAUUCUCAAAGGGGUUCUCUUGUUCUUUCAUCCAGAGUUGGAAUUAUCAAAUGAAAUCAGAAAUUGGGAUAUGUGUAAAUUGUUGGUUAACACAUUCUUAGUGGAGAAAAUUUGUGACUUUGACCCAACUACUGAGCAUGUGGAAAUUAAUUUUCAGCUCAUUGAUGAAUAUAUUAAAGGUCAUUCUCGAAUUGAAGUAUGGAAAGUUGGUAAUAUUGUUAUAGAAUACCUGUACCACUGGAUACACAUCUGUAUAGCUCUAACAAAGCUAAGUAAAAAACUAAAUUGUGGUAUUACACCCCCAUUACCCUCCAAGACUGACUCUUAUAUGUAUGCAAAAAUGCCAGGAGCUCUCUAGGAAAUGCUAAUGGAAUGGAUACUGUAUUUUGGAUACCUUUGUUAUGUUCAGUUUUGUUUGUUAAGUAUAAAACAAUUUUAAUUGCCACAUAGACAUAUUCUGCUCCUAGACAAUUACCUCAGCACUUUCCAAAACCAAAACUGCUACCUAAGGAGAAAUUUGAUCUAAAAAAUGACCUGUUUAGGUAGCUAUAACCACAUGCAUAUUAUUGAAUAUAUUUAGCGUUAGCUUCGUAUCUACCAUGGGACUAUUAUGGUUGAUUGGCUGGUUAUUUUAAUUCUUUUAAGUAGAAAGUAAAGACAAAAGUGGGGAUUGAGAGAAAAUGAGUUUUUACAUCAAAAACAAACCAAAUAAUAAAGGUUUUAAGAAAUGGACUGGGAAUUGUUUUUCUAACUUUCCAAAGACUUAAUAUGAAUACCACGUCUCCCCCUUUUCCACCUCCCACUCUUACUUAACAAUGUAAAAGUCAUUUCAAUGAACAGAAAUUCUUGUGGGAAAAUGUUUGUCCAUGACUCUGGAAGGGGAUAAAAGCAUGCUUAUUUUUAUGAUGAAAACCUCUCAAGUUCAAGAAUUGCAAAAAGAACUUAUAUCUGUUUAAAACUUGUUAUUACAGUAAACUUUACUGCUCUGCUGUGAGAUUUCAUCUUUGCAAUAAGAUGUCUGAUGACAGAGUCCAUUUUUAAUAACAUUUUGGGAAAUUAAACUUCAUUUUCUUUAUUUGGUUGACAAAAUGUGAUGUGGUCCAAACAUCUUAUAAUUUGAGAUUGGCGGUCCCUUUUAACCUUUCCU
Talpa occidentalis (Iberian mole) is the source of this 5450-nucleotide messenger RNA. RefSeq names its product EF-hand calcium binding domain 5 (gene EFCAB5). The coding region runs from base 126 to 4661 and encodes 1511 amino acids. The transcript is spliced from 24 exons. Lineage: Eukaryota; Metazoa; Chordata; Mammalia; Eulipotyphla; Talpidae. Gene Ontology annotation, molecular function: calcium ion binding. The record is from RefSeq and is a predicted model, not a curated record.